This is a messenger RNA of Liolophura sinensis, 2198 nucleotides long. RefSeq names its product neuroglobin-like. The record is from RefSeq and is a predicted model, not a curated record. Gene Ontology annotation, molecular function: oxygen binding; heme binding. The transcript has 3 exons. Bases 188 to 823 code for a protein of 211 amino acids. Lineage: Eukaryota; Metazoa; Mollusca; Polyplacophora; Chitonida; Chitonidae.
UAAACACAGAUUCCGGCGUUUCUUGAUUGUUUCCUUCUCUAGAUAACUCAGUUUGCUCUUAAUAUUUGAAUGAAGUACCCGUACGAAAGUGGAAUCUAUCGGACCUUUGGGUAACCUCGUGGACAGUGUGCAGUUGAGCGAAGUAAAUUUGAAGUGGUUUGUGAGUGCGGGGCAAUUGUUGUGUUUUAUGGGCGCCAUGGGCUGUCGAUACACGCGGUGCCCCACCCCCGACCCUCCACCAAUAAACAGUGACGUAAAGCCUGAUAUCUUGCCAUUCCAACCCGUCAUAGCGCCCGUCAAAGCCGACCCUCGCCUCAGGUUAACGCCGAAAGAGGUAUUCAGGCUGAAAGGUUCCUGGAAAGGAAUUAAACGAAAAAUGGCACCGACAGGUACGGAAAUGUUCAUCAGGUUAUUUCAAGAAAAUGCACAUCUGACAAAACUGUUCAGAGGAUUCAAGGAGCUGGAUAACGCAGACGACAUGAGGGAGAAUGAAAUGUUUGAGCACCACGCAACAUUGGUGAUGACCACGCUGGACGAGGCCUUCUCCCAUCUCGACAAUCUGGACUUUGUCGUAGACUUAUUACAUAAAACUGGUUCAACGCAUCGGAAGUUUGGUGGAUUUUUGCCAAAUUUGUUCUGGAAUAUGGAGCAACCGUUCCUGGACGCCAUCAAGUUAACGUUAGGCGAUGCGUACACGGAAAGUAUAGAGGAGAUAUAUAAACUGGCUAUAAAAUUCAUACUUCAGUCCCUGAAAGACGGAUUUACGACGUCUGAAGAAACCGGCCAAGAGAACUCUACUGUACCACCUGAACCGACCGAGUGAUGAGUGGCAAAACUCUACACGAUACUGACUAGAGAAAGAUUUCCACAAUGAAGAAAAUCCUUAAUGGCGACCAUAUGCCAUAGACAAAGAAUGAAGUCUGCAAAGUUAAGCCUCUUUAAAAAGGAUUUUAUACUCUCGUAAUCGAAAUACAGAGAAACCAUUGUAUUAAGUGGAUCGAAGGCAUCGUCAUGCUAAAUGGGAAUUAAGAUACAGUGAUAAAGUCAAAGGUCAUUUACAAUACAGUUAUUCUGGAAGCUAUGAUCGGAUUAUGACAGAACACAGCAGAUCAUCGUACCGGGGAUCUGCACUGCAUAGAUAUCACUUCCUCAUAUGAAACGAACAGAUUGUGUGGUGUAUUCCGGGUAUGGCAAAUUGGUGACAGCAUACAUGAAUUACGGUGGCAAAGGAUGUACAAAGUCCUAAUGGUAUAGUGUUUAUUUUGUGUGAGAAUUGACAAGUAUAUUGUUUAAAGCGAUGCAAAACAAAAACAAAACAAACAACACAAUAACAACAAAUAUUUUAUGUCCAUAUUAUCACGGUAUUUACACUUGAACGUUCGGAUCUUUUAUUUAUUAAUGUAUUCAGAAAUAGUCUAAAGUAUAAUGUGGCAUGGACAUGUAAAUAACCUUGCAUGUUUCAUCGUUGGUGAACUGUUAUGGGACUUUUUAUGCUCUGGCAUUUGGAAUGCCCUUGGAGAGGCUGGUACACCACACACCACACACCGGCGUGCAAUGGUAAGGGUUAUGGUUUGUAAACUCAAGGAGCAUUUCAUUUCAUGGCUGCCGAAGACGCGCGUAGGAUCAUUAGCCCGGAAUUAUAACGGAGCGGUGCCUCAGUUCCAGUGUAGAUGAACUUGUUGCCUGUUGAUGACGGAUGGGAUAGCUAGUAGCUUCCAAUUAUGGUAAAUUAACACGAACACCUAACGAUGCCUUGGGGAAAAUCCAUGUGUUUAUCGCUUUGGGGGAAUCUGUGUGUUUAUCGCUAUCUCAUUAGCCAAGUACAUCGGUCCACUUCACUGUGCGUAUGGACAUGGAUAUCGCUUUGGGAUGGAAACCGUUAAUUUUUCCAUAGUUUUUAAAGGCUGACGGUAACCACUGGAAAUGUAUCCAAAUCUUUCAUCGCCUAAACAUUUCCACGGUUUGGUCAAUGCAUCCAUCCAGUUCGUAACGGCCGCCGCGUUUGUUUGACGUAUAUAGAUGAAUACUUGUAUGUAUGUGUAUAAAUUAACCAUGGCCUUAUAACUCGAUUGUGUAAGCUGCAUCCUCUAGGAGAAAUGACCGCCUAAUGCACUCAGCGGCUACGGGGAGUUAACGUGAUAGUUCAUCAAUACUAGGUGGUAAUAACACCCUGGUGCGAAUAAAUUACAUGUACUUGG